Molecule: messenger RNA, 519 nt
Organism: Ambispora gerdemannii
Lineage: Eukaryota; Fungi; Glomeromycota; Glomeromycetes; Archaeosporales; Ambisporaceae
Source: the annotation of a GenBank genome assembly
AUGCUGUUUGGUCUUACAAAUGGUUCCGUCACUUUUCAACAGUUAAUGAACACUAUUUUUAGAAAAAAGGUAGGCUUGAAAGUACAACUUGACAAAUAUCAUUUUGAAAAGACCUCUCUACCAUUUCUCAGCUAUAUAAUUGGCAAAGAUAAAAUAAAAUCAGAUCUAUCCAAAGUCGAAAAAGUUCAAAAUUACUCAGUACCAGAAAAUAUAACAACAUUACGUGGAUUUAUUGGUUUAGCUUCAUACUACCAGCGUUUUAUAAAAGACUUUGCUAAAAUUGCAUUACCACUUCAUAAAUUAUUCCAUAAAAAUCAACCAUACAUUUGGAAUGAGAACUGUCAAAAAGUAUUUGAUACAUUGAAAAAGUAUUUAACUACGUCACCAAUUCUUAUUUACUUCGAUUUUGAUAAGUCUUUCAUACUGUUCACCGAUGCAUCUAGUAUUGGACUUGGUGCUAUCUUAUCUCAAAAAGAUCCAAAAGAUCGUGAAAAAAUCAUCAUUUAUGCUAGUAGACGU